AUGUCGUCCAGUCUCAAAAAUGAGCUAUCUUCCUCGGAUUUCGAGGUUGAUUCCAAUGAGUUGCAGUCUCACUCUCGCAUUCGAAAGCUCCAUGCCAUUCACAAUUUCCGGAUUGGCUUGACUGCUCUAGCACUGGUUGCUGGCAUCACCAUCUUGGGUCUUUCCGCAGACACCUUGUCUGUAUACAAUGGCACACAUUUGCCUGACAAUUUUAUGUUGCCUCUGUGGCCAGAGAGUUUUGACCUCAGGCCCACGACGUCUCUAGUUGCUGGCAGUGCCAUUGUCACAGCUAUGAAUGCGGUUUCUCUGCUUGCCAGCAAGACUCAGUUUGUUCGCGGUCGGCUCAUUGCUCAUUCAUCAGUCAGCCUCGUGGUGCCGGUGAUUGCUUUCAUUGCCUCCCUCGUUGCAAUGGCAUUCUUCUACGCCAUCAACGCCUCCACAACAGUUGACACUUUCCAGAGUUGGACCUGUCGCUGGAAAAGCGUGCCGAUGAGCACCCGUCCCUACUUUGGCACUUUAUGCAAGGAGAGCCAGGCUGCUUUAGCCUUGGCUGUAUUUCUGGUGCCUCUGGAGCUGAUCAUCUUGGUCACAGCUUGCUUCCAGGUUCUUUUGGAGAAGAAGGCCGGGGCUAUUGGACGCAGAAAUGGCAGUCCAGCUCUCUCUUAA
Molecule: messenger RNA, 666 nt
Organism: Pochonia chlamydosporia 170
Lineage: Eukaryota; Fungi; Ascomycota; Sordariomycetes; Hypocreales; Clavicipitaceae
Exons: 2
Coding region: 1-666 (221 amino acids)
Source: RefSeq, a predicted model, not a curated record